UGUUCUGCRGGGUAACGUGGAUGAAUCGCUCGUUGCUGUAUUUACUCAGAUCCACUUCAGAUCUCCAGAAUUGUGUCUCGGUUUUUAAGACCGAGCAGCUGGUUCUGUCCAGCYGCCGACCCACACAACAAGGCCCUCAUGUAAACAUCUGAAACUGGGCCGAGCCCCGGAUGGGAGCACUGAUGUGGGAACGUUCCAGCUGAGAUGACUAUCUGAAGUUUGCAGUCCCUGAAAAUUACUUGAAUUUCCUGAAAAGGCUUGCAUUCUUUGUGCUGCUAACACGGAGAAAAUGAUUGGUAUCCAUCCAACCACGACCGUGUUAUCAGGGUUCAUCUUUCUCUCCCUGCUCCGAGCUGCGGAGGCUCAGGGAUUACUGCCUCGUGGACCCAGACCAAUACCAGGGCGGGGGGACAGUCCAGGGCCAACUCCACCCCCACUCCCACCUGAGCCCACACCAAGACCCCAAGGUUGUGAGAAACUCGUUGACUGUCCCAUCAAGGUCUUCUUCACCAUUGACACAUCAGAGACCAUCGCCCUGCAGGAGUCCCCGCCUGGCAGUCUGGUGGAGAGCAUCAAGGAGUACACCAGAAUAUUCGCACAAAAACUUGCAGAAGAAGAGUACAGGGGUCAAAUCCAGAUCACUUGGUCCAUGGGAGGCUUGCACUUUUCUCAAACACAGGUGGUCUUCAGCCAGUUCACAACCAGAGAGACCUUCAUCAGGAGUCUGAGCCGGAUCACGUACCUGGGCAAAGGCACCUACAUCGACUGCGCCCUCAGAAACAUGACCCACCAGAUGACCAGGCACCACUAUUCAGGGCCGAAGGCCGUCCUCUUCUCUGUGGUCAUCACAGACGGCCACGUGACAGGGAGUCCAUGUUCGGGGAUUAAGUUGAUGGCGGACAACGCUCGAGAUCAAGGAAUCCACAUCUUCUCGGUGGCAGCAUCCAGGAGCAUCGAUGAGCUGGGGAUGAGGGAGAUCGCCAGCUCCCCCACAGAGGUGUUCCGCGACGACUACAUCGUCAUGGAGGUCGUUGACGGGAAACCAAGACUGAGCACCGAUUCCAUUGAUCGGAUCAUCAAAGUCAUGAAAUAUCAAGCCUACUUACAGUGUUAUAAACCAACAUGUUUGGCGGUUCCUGGAAUGCCGGGGCGAAAAGGGUCUUCAGGUCCAAAAGGCACAAAAGGAGAAAGAGGUAAGACUGGGCAAAAAGGUGAACAAGGUACACAGGGUGAUCCAGGGAUUGAAGGUCCCAUUGGACGACCCGGAUCAAAGGGAGUGAUUGGUUUCAAGGGUGAAAAGGGGGAACGUGGAUUAAUUGGAGCAAAGGGCGUGGCGGGAGCACCUGGCAGGAACGGAACAGAUGGACAGAAGGGUAAAAUAGGCCGAAUUGGAGCUUCUGGUUGCAAAGGUGAUCCAGGUGACAAGGGGCCGGAUGGAUACUCAGGAGAGUUUGGCAGGCCUGGACCCCCUGGUGACAAAGGAGAAAAGGGGGACCCUGGUUUUCCUGGGAAAAUGGGCCCUCCUGGCCCUCAGGGUGAGCGAGGUCCGCAGGGUGAAAGUGGAAAUCCUGGGAAUCCAGGUUCACCAGGAGAAAAGGGGAUUCAAGGACCUAAAGGCAGACCUGGACCAAACGGCGACCUGGGCAGGACAGGAGAUCUUGGAGUAAAAGGAGCAAAAGGACCUGACGGUCAAAAAGGAGCAAAAGGAGAACGAGGAGCAUAUGGAGACCGGGGUCGGCCAGGGGAAGACGGAUUUAAAGGAGCAAAAGGAGAUCAAGGACUACCAGGACCACGGGGUCAGGAUGGAGGACCAGGCUCACCCGGAGAAAAUGGCACUUUGGGAAAUCCAGGAGAUCCAGGACCAAGAGGAGACCCCGGUCCACCUGGCCCACAGGGCGACAAAGGCCGAUCAGGAUUCAACUAUCCAGGAUUGAGAGGGCCCUCUGGAGAGCCAGGUGAACGAGGUUCGAGAGGGCCCAGAGGCAGCAGAGGAGACUGUGGCGCUAAAGGGCAGCCUGGAGAUAAAGGACCUCAAGGUGAACUGGGAGAACCAGGCCAACCAGGAGAGCCGGGGGAGCGAGGACCCCGGGGAGCUGCUGGAAAGGAUGGGGGUCCGGGACCAGUCGGGGAUCCUGGGCUCACUGAAUGUGACGUCAUGACGUACCUCAGGGAAACAUGUGGUUGUUGUGAUUGUGAAAAGCACUGCGGAGCGCUGGACAUCGUGUUUGUGAUYGACAGCUCAGAAAGCGUCGGGCUGACAAACUUCACCCUGGAGAAGAGCUUUGUUAUCAACACUGUAAACAGGCUGGGGUCUAUGGCCUCCGACCCUGAAUCAACAACUGGCACAAGAGUUGGAGUUGUACAGUUCAGUCACGAAGGGACCUUUGAGGCUAUUCGCCUUGACGACCCAGCCAUAAAUUCCCUGUCCGCCUUUAAAACGGCAGUGAAGAAUCUGCAGUGGAUUGCAGGGGGCACGUUCACGCCCUCUGCUCUCAAAUUUGCCUACGACAACCUGAUUAGGGACAGCAAGAGAUCCCUUGCCAGGAUAUCCGUCGUGGUGGUCACAGACGGCCGCUUCGACCCUCGGGACGACGACAACAAGCUCAGGUACCUUUGCAACGACCCCAACGUGGUGGUGAACGCCAUUGGGGUCGGUGACAUGUUCGAUAAGAGACACGACAGUGAGACCCUUGUGUCGAUAGCAUGCAACAAUAAGAACAGAAUCACCGAGAUGAAGCAAUACACCGAUUUGGUGGCUGAGAACUUCAUUGAGAAGAUGGAGACUGUGCUCUGUCCUGAUCCAGUGAUUAAAUGUCCAGAUCUGCCCUGUAAAACAGAACCAGAUGUAGCGCCRUGUGUUGGACGUCCUGUAGAGCUGGUAUUUCUUCUGGACGGCUCAGAGAGACUCGGAGAGGAGAACUUCAACCGCCUUCGUACUUUUGUGCAGGCUGUGAUGGACAGAUUAGAAAUGGCCAAGGGGAAGAGUGACCGAAAUUGGGCUCGUCUGGCGCUGAUCGAGUUUGGCCAAGAGAACGAAAACCAAGUGGCCUUCCCUCUCACGCAUGAUCCCAAGAUCAUCUCCUCGGGUUUAACCAAUUUAACAUACAUGGAUUCAUCCUCAACAGUGGGACCUGCCAUCAUCCACGCCAUCGAUUACCUUCUGGGUAAGGGAAGCACUCGCAAGACGAGGCGCGGUGCUGAGGUUUCRUUCGUCUUCGUCACAGACGGCGUCACCGGCAGCGGCGGCCUGGACGAGGCGGUCAGUGCCAUGCGCAGGGAACAGAUUGUUUCCACUGUGAUUGCCACAGGAAGUGAUGUUGAUCAAGAAGUCCUAACAAAACUAGCCAUGGACGAUCAGGAAGCCAUCUUUAAAGUACAGAAAUUCUCUGAUAUGCUACAAUCUAGGAUGUUGAACCGUUUCAUCCGAUGGGUGUGUUAAACACUGUGCUCAUGUGAGUUGGUAUUGUACUGAACGUUUAAUUCAACAUAGUGUAUUUCCCAAUGUUUGUAUUAGUUUUACGGCUGUGCCAGCUGUUAACUUUCCACUUCAGCUGUAGAGAUUUGUGGCGACAGGGAGGCGCACAAAAUGAAACAGGAUUGCAUUGCAUUUCGAGGAAUCAGACUUUUCAAGUGAUUUUAAGUUCUUGAAGUUCAUUUUAAUAAGUAUUCUUGAGUAUAAGUUUAUCAAGUAGAGUAGCCACCAUGUACUUGUAGUGUACUAUAUUGAUUUAAAACUUGUUCGUACUAAAUUGGGACGUUUUUAAAGUUUAUGAAAAGUAUUCUUUAAGUUUACUGUUAUGUCUUUUURAGUUUAUAAACUUACAAAAAGAA
Austrofundulus limnaeus is the source of this 3831-nucleotide messenger RNA. Its product is annotated as collagen alpha-2(VI) chain. NCBI's taxonomy places the organism in Eukaryota, Metazoa, Chordata, Actinopteri, Cyprinodontiformes, Rivulidae. The transcript is spliced from 28 exons. Bases 290 to 3439 code for a protein of 1049 amino acids. The record is from RefSeq and is a predicted model, not a curated record.